UCAGAAAUGAUUUGGUUACCUACCUUACCGUAUAUACUUAUCCUUCUAGGAGUCUUAUAUGACUCGACAUCCGCACAGACAACUGCAAAUGGCGGAAUAAACAGAGUAUUCGAAAAUCCUUCCAUCGCUAAAACAUUUCUUCAGUGCCUGAAAUCAAGCAUAAAAUCUUCAAAGGUCUUUCCAUCCCAAGAAGAAGAUGACAUAGAUUCUAUUGCAGGUGUAAUUCUCUCUGCUGUCUCAAAUUCAAACUCCGUUUCCUCAGCUAGAGCAGAAGCUUUAAGUACAGCACUAGCAUCAUCAUUAGCAGAUCUCGUAAUGUCAGAAAAUAAUAACCAAGAAUAUGCAAAACAGAUGUCUGCAUUAUCCGCAAUACUUUCAAACUGUUUCGUCCAAACAACAGGAAAUUCCAACAAUCAAUUCAUAUCACGUAUCAACAGAUUAGUAAAACUCCUAGAUGAUGGAGCAAAAAAUAUUCAAGUAAAUAUCAUACCUGACCAAGGAAACUACGCUUCAAUUCAACAAUCUGGAUACCUCGCACAAUCAGAAAAAUUAAAUGCAUUUGGAAACACAAAAGCGGUUUCCUCUAAUAGUGCUUCAUCUAGAGCAGACGCCAGUGCAUCCGCUUUCGCUCAGUCGUCAGCAACAUCUCUCGCAUCGUCUAGCUCAUUCGCAAGGGUCUUCUCCUCAGCCUCAUCUGCAGCAGCUGCUGGAAGUAUCGCUUAUCAAGCCGGUUUGCUCGUAGCACAGAAUCUGGGAAUCGGCAAUGCCGUCGGCCUCGCCAGUGCUUUGUCCCAAGCUGUCAGUUCGGUUGGCGUCGGAGCAAGUGCGAGUGCCUACGCGAAUGCUGUUGCCAAUACAGUUGGCCACUUUUUGGCAAACCGAGGAAUUUUAACGCAAGGUAAUGCUUCUGGACUUGCCUCAGCAUUCUCAAACGCUUUCGCCUCCUCAGCCGCAUCGGCAGCUGCAUCUGUCUCUGCAGCAAGCUCAGCCUUCUCGCAAUCAGCAGCCGCCGCACAGUCCGCAUCGUCGGCUUUCGCCCAGUCAGCAUCUCAAGCUGCCAGCCAGGCAGGGUCUCGUUCUACAACCACCACUACGUCCACUUCGCAGGCAGCUAGCCAAGCCGCGUCCGCCAGUAGUGCUUCAUCUAGAGCUGAAGCCAGUGCAUUCGCUUUCGCUCAGUCGUCAGCAACAUCUCUCGCAUCGUCUAGCUCAUUCGCAAGGGUCUUCUCCUCAGCCUCAUCUGCAGCAGCUGCUGGAAGUAUCGCUUAUCAAGGCGGUUUGCUCGCAGCACAGAAUCUCGGAAUCGGUAAUGCAGUCGGCCUCGCCAGUGCUUUGUCCCAAGCUGUCAGUUCGGUUGGUGUCGGAGCAAGUGCAACCGCCUACGCAAAUGCUGUUGCCAAUACAGUUGGCCACUUUUUGGCAAACCAAGGAAUUUUAACGCAAAGUAAUGCUUCUGGACUUGCCUCAGCAUUCUCAAACGCUUUCGCCUCCUCAGCCGCAUCGGCAGCUGCAUCUGUCUCUGCAGCAAGCUCAGCCUUCUCGCAAUCAGCAGCCGCCGCACAGUCCGCAUCGUCGGCUUUCUCCCAGUCAGCAUCUCAAGCUGCCAGCCAGGCAGGGUCUCGUUCUACAACCACCACUACGUCCACUUCGCAGGCAGCUAGCCAAGCCGCGUCCGCCAGUAGUGCUUCAUCUAGAGCAGAAGCCAGUGCAUCCGCUUUCGCUCAGUCGUCAGCAACAUCUCUCGCAUCGUCUAGCUCAUUCGCAAGGGUCUUCUCCUCAGCCUCAUCUGCAGCAGCUGCUGGAAGUAUCGCUUAUCAAGGCGGUUUGCUCGCAGCACAAAAUCUCGGAAUCGGCAAUGCCGUCGGCCUCGCCAGUGCUUUGUCCCAAGCUGUCAGUUCGGUUGGUGUCGGAGCAAGUGCAACCGCCUACGCAAAUGCUGUUGCCAAUACAGUUGGCCACUUUUUGGCAAACCAAGGACUUUUAACGCAAGGUAAUGCUUCUGGACUUGCCUCAGCAUUCUCAAACGCUUUCGCCUCCUCAGCCGCAUCGGCAGCAGCAUCUGUCUCUGCAGCAAGCUCAGCCUUCUCGCAAUCAGCAGCCGCCGCACAGUCCACAUCAUCGGCGUUCGCCCAGUCAGCAUCUCAAGCUGCAAGCCAGGCAGGGUCUCGUUCUACAACCACCACUACGUCCACUUCGCAGGCAGCUAGCCAAGCCGCGUCAGCCAGUAGUGCUUCUUCUAGAGCAGAAGCCAGUGCAUCCGCUUUCGCUCAGUCGUCAGCAACAUCUCUCGCAUCGUCUAGCUCAUUCGCAAGGGUCUUCUCCUCAGCCUCAUCUGCAGCAGCUGCUGGAAGUAUCGCUUAUCAAGGCGGUUUGCUCGCAGCACAAAAUCUCGGAAUCGGCAAUGCCGUCGGCCUCGCCAGUGCUUUGUCCCAAGCUGUCAGUUCGGUUGGUGUCGGAGCAAGUGCAACCGCCUACGCAAAUGCUGUUGCCAAUACAGUUGGCCACUUUUUGGCAAACCAAGGACUUUUAACGCAAGGUAAUGCUUCUGGACUUGCCUUAGCAUUCUCAAACGCUUUCGCCUCCUCAGCCGCAUCGGCAGCAGCAUCUGUCUCUGCAGCAAGCUCAGCCUUCUCGCAAUCAGCAGCCGCCGCACAGUCCACAUCAUCGGCUUUCGCCCAGUCAGCAUCUCAAGCUGCAAGCCAGGCAGGGUCUCGUUCUACAACCACCACUACGUCCACUUCACAGGCAGCUAGCCAAGCCGCGUCCGCCAGUAGUGCUUCAUCUAGAGCAGAAGCCAGUGCAUCCGCUUUCGCUCAGUCGUCAGCAACAUCUCUCGCAUCGUCUAGCUCAUUCGCAAGGGUCUUCUCCUCAGCCUCAUCUGCAGCAGCUGCUGGAAGUAUCGCUUAUCAAGGCGGUUUGCUCGCAGCACAAAAUCUCGGAAUCGGCAAUGCCGUCGCCCUCGCCAGUGCUUUGUCCCAAGCUGUCAGUUCGGUUGGUGUCGGAGCAAGUGCAACCGCCUACGCAAAUGCUGUUGCCAAUACAGUUGGCCACUUUUUGGCAAACCAAGGACUUUUAACGCAAGGUAAUGCUUCUGGACUUGCCUCAGCAUUCUCAAACGCUUUCGCCUCCUCAGCCGCAUCGGCAGCUGCAUCUGUCUCUGCAGCAAGCUCAGCCUUCUCGCAAUCAGCAGCCGCCGCACAGUCCGCAUCGUCGGCUUUCGCCCAGUCAGCAUCUCAAGCUGCCAGCCAGGCAGGGUCUCGUUCUACAACAACCACUACGUCCACUUCGCAGGCAGCUAGCCAAGCCGCGUCCGCCAGUAGCGCUUCAUCUAUAGCAGAAGCCAGUGCAUCCGCUUUCGCUCAGUCGUCAGCAACAUCUCUCGCAUCGUCUAGCUCAUUCGCAAGGGUCUUCUCCUCAGCCUCAUCUGCAGCAGCUGCUGGAAGUAUCGCUUAUCAAGGCGGUUUGCUCGCAGCACAAAACCUCGGAAUCAGCAAUGCCGUCGGCCUCGCCAGUGCUUUGUCCCAAGCUGUCAGUUCGGUUGGUGUCGGAGCAAGUGCAACCGCUUACGCAAACGCUGUUGCCAAUACAGUUGGCCACUUUUUGGCAAACCAAGGACUUUUAACGCAAGGUAAUGCUUCUGGACUUGCCUCAGCAUUCUCAAACGCUUUCGCCUCCUCAGCCGCAUCGGCAGCUGCAUCUGUCUCUGCAGCAAGCUCAGCCUUCUCGCAAUCAGCAGCCGCCGCGCAGUCUGCAUCAUCGGCUUUCGCCCAGUCAGCAUCUCAAGCUGCAAGUCAGGCAGGGUCUCGUUCUACAACCACCACUACGUCCACUUCGCAGGCAGCUAGCCAAGCCGCGUCCGCCAGUAGCGCUUCAUCUAGAGCAGAAGCCAGUGCAUCCGCUUUCGCUCAGUCGUCAGCAACAUCUCUCGCAUCGUCUAGCUCAUUCGUAAGGGUCUUCUCCUCAGCCUCAUCUGCAGCAGCUGCUGGAAGUAUCGCUUAUCAAGGCGGUUUGCUCGCAGCACAAAAUCUCGGAAUCGGCAAUGCCGUCGGCCUCGCCAGUGCUUUGUCCCAAGCUGUCAGUUCGGUUGGUGUCGGAGCAAGUGCAACCGCUUACGCAAAUGCUGUUGCAAAUACAGUUGGACACUUUUUGGCAAACCAAGGACUUUUAACGCAAGGUAAUGCUUCUGGACUUGCCUCAGCAUUCUCAAACGCUUUCGCCUCGUCAGCCGCAUCGGCAGCUGCAUCUGUCUCCGCAGCAAGCUCAGCCUUCUCGCAAUCAGCAGCCGCCGCACAGUCCGCAUCGUCGGCUUUCGCCCAGUCAGCAUCUCAAGCUGCAAGCCAGGCAGGGUCUCGUUCUACAACCACCACUACGUCCACUUCGCAGGCCGCUAGCGAAGCCGCGUCCGCCAGUAGUGCUUCAUCUAGAGCAGAAGCCAGUGCAUCUGCUUUCGCUCAGUCGUCAGCAACAUCUCUCGCAUCGUCUAGCUCAUUCGCAAGGGUCUUCUCCUCAGCCUCGUCUGCAGCAGCUGCUGGAAGUAUCGCUUAUCAAGGCGGUUUGCUCGCAGCACAGAAUCUCGGAAUCGGCAAUGCCGUCGGCCUCGCCAGUGCUUUGUCCCAAGCUGUCAGUUCGGUUGGCGUCGGAUCAAGUGCAACCGCCUACGCAAAUGCUGUUGCCAAUACAGUUGGCCACUUUUUGGCAAACCAAGGACUUUUAACGCAAGGUAAUGCUUCUGGAUUUGCCUCAGCAUUCUCAAACGCUUUCGCCUCGUCAGCCGCAUCGGCAGCUGCAUCUGUCUCUGCAGCAAGCUCAGCCUUCUCGCAAUCAGCAGCCGCCGCACAGUCCGCAUCGUCGGCUUUCGCCCAGUCAGCAUCUCAAGCUUCCAGCCAGGCAGGGUCUCGUUCUACAACCAUCACUACGUCCACUUCGCAGGCAGCUAGCCAAGCCGCGUCCGCCAGUAGUGCUUCAUCUAGGGCAGAAGCCAGUGCAUCCGCUUUCGCUCAGUCGUCAGCAACAUCUCUCGCAUCGUCUAGCUCAUUCGCAAGGGUCUUCUCCUCAGCCUCAUCUGCAGCAACUGCUGGAAGUAUCGCUUAUCAAGGCGGUUUGCUCGCAGCACAAAAUCUCGGAAUCGGCAAUGCCGUCGGCCUCGCCAGUGCUUUGUCCCAAGCUGUCAGUUCGGUUGGUGUCGGAGCAAGUGCAACCGCCUACGCAAAUGCUGUUGCAAAUACAGUUGGCCACUUUUUGGCAAACCAAGGACUUUUAACGCAAGGUAAUGCUUCUGGACUUGCCUCAGCAUUCUCAAACGCUUUCGCCUCCUCAGCCGCAUCGGCAGCUGCAUCUGUCUCUGCAGCAAGCUCAGCCUUCUCGCAAUCAGCAGCCGCCGCGCAGUCUGCAUCAUCGGCUCGCCAGUCAGCAUCUCAAGCUGCAAGUCAGGCAGGGUCUCGUUCUACAACCACCACUACGUCCACUUCGCAGGCAGCUAGCCAAGCCGCGUCCGCCAGUAGCGCUUCAUCUAGAGCAGAAGCCAGUGCAUCCGCUUUCGCUCAGUCGUCAGCAACAUCUCUCGCAUCGUCUAGCUCAUUCGUAAGGGUCUUCUCCUCAGCCUCAUCUGCAGCAGCUGCUGGAAGUAUCGCUUAUCAAGGCGGUUUGCUCGCAGCACAAAAUCUCGGAAUCGGCAAUGCCGUCGGCCUCGCCAGUGCUUUGUCCCAAGCUGUCAGUUCGGUUGGUGUCGGAGCAAGUGCAACCGCUUACGCAAAUGCUGUUGCAAAUACAGUUGGACACUUUUUGGCAAACCAAGGACUUUUAACGCAAGGUAAUGCUUCUGGACUUGCCUCAGCAUUCUCAAACGCUUUCGCCUUUUCAGCCGCAUCGGCAGCUGCAUCUGUCUCUGCAAACUUCUCGCAAUCAGGAGCCGCUGCACAGUCUGCAUCAUCUGCUUUUGCCCAAACGCAAUCCAAUUCUGCAAGCCAUGGACAUUCUGCUUUAACGUCAUCUUUGGAGGAAGCUCACCAUUCCGCUGUUGGUUCUUCAUCCCAUACUUCGGCUUUAGCUUCUUCUUUGGUUUCUGGAAUAACAUCGUCUGGAGGCUCCAUUCUAGAUAUCUCUUCCUUUGCAGACAAUUUAUUAUCUAUAGCAUCUGAAAUUCGAAGAAACUCACCUGGAUUAGAAUCAAAAGAAGUAUUAGUCGAAACAUUGUUAGAUGCUGUGUCAGCUCUUUACCAAAUUCUCUUAAAUGCCCAGAUUUCUUCGCUUAAUAUUCCAGUGACAUUUGAUGUUAAGAGAGCCCUUGCUAAUGCCCUUUCUGCCUGAAUUUUUUGUUUACUUCAAAAUGCUCUGCAUUUUACAGAACUUUUCCUUAUGCCUUAUAUUGUUCUUUAUUCAACACGGUGAAUACAAUUGUUUCGUUUCUCUCUACUAGAUAAUUCAAUAAAUUGCUGCAUCUGAAA
This is a messenger RNA of Stegodyphus dumicola, 6443 nucleotides long. RefSeq lists its product as uncharacterized. NCBI's taxonomy places the organism in Eukaryota, Metazoa, Arthropoda, Arachnida, Araneae, Eresidae. The record is from RefSeq and is a predicted model, not a curated record.